Schistosoma bovis is the source of this 6311-nucleotide messenger RNA. NCBI's taxonomy places the organism in Eukaryota, Metazoa, Platyhelminthes, Trematoda, Strigeidida, Schistosomatidae. The record is from the annotation of a GenBank genome assembly.
AUGGCAUCUACAAUCAAUGUUAAAGAACUUGUUGAACAAAUGAAACAUCUUCAAGAUUUAAAAUCAUGCCCGGUAACAGAUAAAUUGAUUACCAAUGAAGAAAAUAUUAUAAGAUUCCUUAAAGCACGUAGUUGGGACUUACAAUCUGCAGAAAAAAUGAUGCGUAAAGAUGUACAAUGGCGCCAAGAAUUUCGACCAGAUUUAACAGACUGUAAAAACUGUCACAAUCAACCAGGAACUCAUAGUUUAAGACAGAUAGGAUUUGAUGAAGCUGGGCGUCCAAUUAUAUAUGCAUCAUUUUGUCAAGCUAUUUCAAAUAGAAACAUGUCAAAUGACGCAGUAACUCAUCUAAUAUAUACAAUUGAAAAUGCAAUCAAAAGUAUGAAGUCUGGUGUUACACAAUGGGUUUUUGUAAUUGAUUGCACUGGCAUGACUACAACCAGCUGUCAUCCUCGUCUUGGUUACGAAUGUGCCAAAAUAAUGGCUGAUCAUUAUCCAGAGCGCCUUGGUUUAGCAAUCUGUGUUCAUCCAGGACCUGCAUUCAAAGUUGCUUGGCAAGCCAUUAAACCAUUCUUACCACAGACAACAGUAUCAAAAGUUUGCUUUAUUAGAAGUAAAUCAAAAAUAUUUUCAACAUUUGAACAAUACUUCUCUCCAGAAACGUGUAAUUGGUUAAUAACUGAAGUAAAAUUCAAUAGAUCAAGACAGACAACAAACAAAUACCGACCAUUUUGGUUACCUCCAAAAGAUUCCGAUGAUAAACAUGAUCCUAGAGGUGAUCCGAUAUAUGUUCGUGAUUGGCUUGUACUGAAUCAUCCAACUCAACAUUUACCACAUCCAAAUAUUGUUGAUUAUAUGCUUGGAUGUUUAAAUUCACUUAAUUAUGAAAAUGCAUUAUGCUCUAAUCAUCUGGUUGAUAGUAAUUAUGACUUAACAGAAAAGGGAUUUGGUGAUUUUGAAGAACAUGAAAAUGAUGCUGAUGAAGAAGAACUUACUAAAAUGCUUGCUGCAGAAUUACCAAAAGAAUUUAUGAUUCCUGAAAAUGCAGAAAAGUUAACAUAAAUUAUUAUAUUACAUUAGAAUAUUUAUAUUCUGUUGGCUCGUUCUCAUCUAUUUAACACACUUGUCAUUUUAUACCACUAAAAGAUAAUAUACGAAUCAAUAAGAGAUGAGUUCUCAGGGUUAGACAAUGGAAAGUUUUUUGGUAAUAUGGUACUUUAUUUGCAUGUAUUUGGUUUAUUUUUAAAGAAAAAUUAUUUUUUAAUUUAAGUUUUCAUUAUUCCUCAAGUUAAAAUCUCUUCAUUAAUCACUUGAAACUUCGACAAUGAUCAAACAGUUCAGUUGAAACAACAGUAUGUUAUCUAUUUAACAUGAUGAAUAAUCGAAUAUAUUCAGAAAAAGGAAAUGUUUUCAACAAAAUGUCUACUUUUAAUCAACUCAUUACUUUGCCAACAUGAAAACCAACUAAUAGAAACUACUUAACGGAGUAAUUGCCGCGCAAUCCGACCAAUAUAAUCUUUCCAGUGGUACACUGCACUAUUUAAUUACACGACGAGACUAUAAUUUAUGGAUGAAUCAAUCAGGUAUAAGAUAACAGGUCCCAGAUUUCGGUGCAAAAUUCACCCAUCCAUUUGUAUAAAAAGAGUUUUGGCAUUAUAACUGAUUUCAGUUUGUGAUGAAAACCCUGAAUGUAAUUCCUAACUCUAACCAUCAACUGUGAAUCAUAAUUCUAAUUUCUCACACUGGUUUUUAACUCUCAUUUGGUCCUAGUUAUUAGGUCACUUUAGCAUUACUCGAAGGUCGUCCAUGAAUUAUAGUCUCACCAGUUACACUUUCGAGUCAUCUGAACACGAUGAUGACUAAACACUGUAGUAAAACAAUUUAGUGCUUCCUCUUUUAAGAAAUGACUAGGCAAACAUAGUUAACACCAAAUGAAGUCGAAUUCAAAUUUUCUUGUUGUUGGAUGGCAUCAAUGAUAUCCACAUUUUCAACAAGAUUACCAAUCGUAAAUUUGGUUGAUUGAGUCACAGAUGACCACGCGUAGAGCAAAGCUGAAUAGACUAACCAAGUCUGUUUUCAACCGCUUGAAAAAAAAUGAAACGUUGAUGGUCUAUUUUCCAGUACAUCAAAUAAUGUAAGCGGUUCAGUACAAUACUGAUUUCUGGAAUAAAAUAAUUCUUGUCAGAUUACCGAAAUCGAUGAACAUAGACAAUAUUUCAAAAUGCAUGUCAUCUAUAUGGGGAUGGGAUAAAUAUUCUAUAACUCCACCACAAAUUUAGAAAGCGUAAUAACAGAAGAGUUUAUGAAAAAUGUAGAUGCAAUACUGCAUAUAAAUAUUGGCAAUGUACCCACCCCAGUUCGACGGGAAUGGUUUGAAAUCUUAGUUAGUGUCGUGUUCGUGCCUCGAGAGAUAUACUUAACCUGGCUUCCUCUGUGGUGCUAACCGAAUAGGUUCAGACCCUAUCGAAAAGCACAGUUUACUAAAGAAAUUAAGUUAGAGAGACAGGAGGUAAGAACACCUUCACAUAAGCCGUUCUGUGGCAUGGAACCAAUUAUUUCUCGUUGGCUAUACUUGAAUUUGACGAGAUUCGGUGAACUGUUUAACGUUUAAUGAUCUGCCAUCUAACUUACAAAUGAUUCAGCUAGACGGACUCUUGGGCAAGGGUUCAUUGACAUAUUAUUUACCCCAUAACCAAUUAUUUAUGGUAUGGUUUAUUUUUAUUAACAAUGUACAUGCGGUAUGAAUAAAAGUCCUUCAUAAAGAUCCGCUUCUAACUGAAUCCUCAGAGCGUAACCUUGGGCUAGUAACCACCGAGAGUUUAGACGCCAGCUCAAACCACAUUGGAGAUGCAGUCGAGGCAAGCGUGAAUCUCCGCUUUAUGCGUAGCCUACUUGGGAAGACCGCCUCGGAGUUGUUCCAAACUCUCUUUAUAACGUACCCGCGGUCCCACCUUGAAGUUCACAAAUUCAUUUAGCCUCUCUCUCUCUCGAAGAAAGUCUUAAAUCUCUUACAAUACGUACAGAAACGUGCAAAAAAGUUAGUGAUAGAGCUUAAAUCGCACGACAACAAACUUUAACACAUGGGGUUAUUCUGGCUGAGAUACAAGAUAAUAAGAAGUGGUCUGGUAAUCAAUAAGAUAUACCGAGCGAUCUCAACACAAGCACAUUACCAGAUCAUCAUCAGGGUUGGGUACCUCUUUAGAAUGUUUUAAUAUCGAUAUUUUUUGUCUAUCCAAGACGCGUAUGCAAAACUCUAGUGUAGUAUCACAAAUUCGUUCCCCAUCCCUCGCUUCGAAUUGCUUGUUUCAUGUGCAUUUAUCGGGGUACCAUAUGAAAUAUUUGUCUGGUAUUGUUGACGUUGGUAUCGCGCCAAGGGUCAAAGCUGAGGCAGCACCAAUCGAUUGGAUCGUUGUUAACAGUUAGAUAUGUGCUGUUGGAUUAGAAAAUUCUAACAAUGUGCGAAGAAAUAGGUGCGUGAAACGAUGUCUUUUCGUCAUCUCCACCUAUGCUCAUAUAGAUUUAACCCGGAUGCUAUCAAUGAUGAGUUUUACCAACAGUUAACAGUUCUACAGAAAGUUCGUUCGACAGAUAUUGUAGCAUUAGUCCGAGACUUGGAUUCUCAGGUCAGGUGUUUAGGAACAGAAGGGAGUCGUUAGGGACUUGUUGGUUGCGGGUCAGAUAAUGGUGACCAUCUGCUACUACCCGUUCCUAACUAGCACUAUUUGCCGUCCCAGUAAUUGCCGAUGUGCUACCUGGCGUCCUCUCUCUGCGUCUCGAGCCUUGACUCUGACCACAUCAGAAUCAGCUGCCACUGAAGUGAUUGUGUACAAGAGUGCCGCUCAUUUUGAGGCACCAAUCUGGACUCUGGUCAUGUCUUUGUUUGCGGUAGUCCUACCUUACGUUUCAGUGGUUAACAGCUUCAUCGUCCCAAACCGACUGAUGUCAGUAAAUUGGUCACAGCUACUGUUACACAUAAAUACCAAGGCUAGCUACCCUCCUACUAAACAUUAUGGGAGUAAAGUCGCUUGCAGCUUCGCAAAACAUUCAACUUAUGAGCGCCGGGUUUCCUCAGGCUUUUUACAACUCUGUGAAGCCCUUAGGUUUACUCCGAGUGACCUCAAGUCUGAUUACAAUCAAAGACUAUUACAUAAUGAAAUUAGGAAAAACUUGCCUAAGGACUGAGAAGACUGGUGAUCGGAGCGUGCAAAUAAGUUGGGAGCAUCAGUUGCAUCUGGCAACGUCCUCAAGCUCUUUCAACCCAUCUGAGUCACUGGCAGCACGAAGUCUAGUGUGAGCGAAAUAUUCUGUGAAGGUGACCUCUUUAACGAUGAGCAGACCUUUUUAAAAAGCAGUUCAACUGGUCUGUUGCUCCGACAGUAUCGAUCAGACUGUCCUUUCCUCCAUGAUCUGUGACGGCUGAUCCACCUAAUGAGUCGAAAAUCCCUAAGGAACUCCAACUAUUAAGGCGCUAUGCGAAUGAUAUUUUCCUAUUGUGCGACGAUACCCAAGCCAUGCAAUCCGCACUUAACCAGUUGGCAGUCAGUGUCCGUGGGUAUGGAAUGUACUUUGGACCUCCUAAGUGCAAAGUACCUUCGCAAAGCUGUCAGGACCCUGAUCCUGCACUCACUCUAUGCAGUAAGCGAUUUGAAGUAUCCGAGAAGUUCAUGUAUCUGGGGAGUGGUAUAAGUGCUGGUGGUGGAGUGAGUUAUGAGAUCAAUUAACAUAUAGUGAAAGCCGGAGCGGUUUAUGUCAAUUUGAGCAACCUUUGGCGCUUUCAUGAUGUUAGUCUGGUCGUAAAACGUUGAACCUACAACGCAACGGUGAGAGCAGUUUUGCUUUAUACUUGUGAAACCUGGUCUAUCCGAGUUGAGAAUGUUAGACGACUCUCUGUGUCUGGUCAUCGUUGUCUCCGGAAAAUUGUUGACAUCCAGUAGCAAAACCAUGUCGGAAUAUGGUCUAACUCAGCAAUAGUAUAUCUAUCUUUAAUACCAUACUAAUCGAUAUGGAGGCUUUCACGAUGUGACUGCCGAACCUACAAAAUCUUACAUGGAAGUCAUAUCACUGCCCAUACUGACUCAUCCUACAUGAUAAUCAGCAAUACGAUGUUGAGUACUUCUUAUGAACGCACUCCUGAUGGGGAUAAACUAAUACACAUUGAAUAAUCACACUUGUCAGGCAGAGCCAUGUCAUACCGAUAAAUUAGUACGAAGUUCACAAUUCUUGACCUCCCUUUGUGUUACGUGUCGAGUGCAAUUUCAGUAAUUUUAUGUUCGGCUUCAAAGAUCGUGUGGUUAAGUACAAAUAUCUUAUAUUGCAAAAUUCUACACAAUGUGACUUCAGAAAACUGUGAUACUAUAAAAUGUGCCAAAAGUAGAAAACUAGAUCUUCAAAAUAGGAAAGUAUUAGCAACAGAACAAUAAGUUUCAAGAAAAUCACCAUUGCUAUACAAGUCUCUGGAAAUAGUCGUCGCCAAACCUCUGGCCGAUUGAAACUCUGUCACAACUUAAAUAUUUCUCGAAGUGCUAUAAGAAAUCAACUUUGAGUGAGCUAUGUUUUGACUGCAAGACAUCUGGACUGAUCUACAUUCAGUGGUGGGCCAUUUAACAUAAAAUAUUUCAAACAAGUAAACGAAUGGCGAUCCGAUGACGUAUUACUCGUUCACUACAUUUUAUCCAAUAGCUUCCGUAGCCAUUGUUUCUUGUUCACUUCUUCCUAUGCUACACAGUAGAUAACCGGUCUUUUUAAACUUUGGAUGUCUCAUUUUGUUUCUUUAGGAACUGCAUUUUCGGAUGAAUUACCGAAACAAUCCAGUUGCCAAUUAUGAAAAACUUAUGUAGCCCUGAACUUUUGUGAGUUUCUUCUGAUCUAGUUUCUGCCAUUUAAACAAUUUUUACUGAGCAUAUAUUAUCCCAAAAUAAUGGUUUUACUUUGAUUACGUAUAACCUUACUCAUAGGUUUUAUAUUUGUAGAUUCCAAACUAAAUAAGCUUGAAAUGAUUAAUAACUGUCAAGGCUAUUUAGUUUGUAAUUAUUAUUAUUCACAUACAGCUUGUGGGUACAUAAGUGUUGUAAGGAAGCUAUUUCGGGUUUCCUCAAAAAUGCAAUGAUACACAAGUUUCAAUAUUGUUAGCAUAAUAUUUAGAAUAUUUAAAGCUACAGGAUCUGUGCAACUGAGUUGUUUUUAAAGAAGUAAAACAAGAAAAUAGGGUAAUAGUAAUAAAGGAAACUCGAAAUAUUUAAACAAUAUAAUAAGCGCGUUUGUGAAAACAGAACAAGGAUAACUGAUUAUCCGUGAAUCGUCAUAUGAAUCCC